UAAUAUUAAAAAUUUGAGAAUUUUUUCAAUUUUCUAAUCAAACAAUUUUUCCAUUAUUUUACUAUAAUUCAUUUAUAUUGGACAUAAAUAUAGCUCUUUGAGCAAUCUAGUGUGAUUAUAUUAAUUAAAGAUUGUAAAGUCAUUAUCAAUUAGUCGUUAAACUUCUGAGAAAUUAGUGCCGAACAUUUUUUCAACUUUUUUUGUGUGAAUUAUUAAUUUUUAACGAGGAUAUACUGUAAUUAAAUAACAUUUUUUGAUGGAUUUAGACAGAAUUACGAAGCUUCAAUACGAGAUUCAUUCAUUCUCCAGCUUCUCAUCAUCCUAUUUGCCAGAAAAUAUUCGCGACGAUAAUCCAAGCGAUCAAAUAUCACGAUGGUCUAGCGAUACUAACGUACCAACUCAGUUCAUCACUUUGAGGCUUAACAAACCGGCUAUAGUCAAGAAGAUACUCUUUGGGAAGCACAAAACUGGUCAUGUUUGCAACUUGAAGAAGUUUAAAAUUUACGGUGGGCUCCAGGAGAGCAAUAUGUUUCAAAUUUUUGAAGGGGGCUUAAAAAAUGACAAUGUGCCAGAGAUAUUUGAUCUUAAGCAUAAGAUGUACACUGAAGAAGGAGAACGAGAAAUUCCAAUUUUAUAUGUACAAAUUGUACCUUUGUUGAGUUUUGGGCCUUCGUUCAAUUUUAGUAUUUGGUAUGUGGAGCUUCGGGGAGUUGAAAAUGAUUCCUAUGUAAGCGACAUGAUGAGGAAUUUCAAUGACCAAAGAGAGAAGCAAGCAGUACGUCUUGUUUUAAAACAUUUACGUGAUAAGGGUUAUAUGGCUGCAUUUAAAACUUUGGAAAAUGAGGCAAAUAUACAUUUAGAGGACAAUCAGAUAACGGAGCUAUAUCAGUGCUUGGUUGGGGCUGGACAUUUUGAGAAGUCUGAGGAGAUUAUGGCCAAAUUCAUAGAAUAUGGUGAUGUCGACGAGUAUAUUUCCAAUCAGAAAUACAAAGCACACUUUUGUGAAAUAUUACCAAAAGAAAGUGAGAAAGUAUUAAGACCAAAGACUCGUGUGGAUGCUGGCUAUGCAUUUGAUAAUGAAUCAAACGUAAUUUAUAUGUUUGGAGGCCAUUGUGAGGAUGAUUCGGAAGAUUUAAACGAUUUUUGGCUGUAUGAUAUUAAGGAUAAUAAAUGGACAUGUAUAAAUGAAAGUUGUGGCUCUAUAUCGCCGAGAUCUGGACAGAAAAUGGUGUUCGAUCCAAUUUCUAAACAAAUUUUCAUGCUUGGAAGGAAGGCGAGUAGAGGGACUGAGAAUGUAAAUGAUACUUACAAGAAUGAUUUUUAUUUGUAUGACAUCCAAACAAAAACGUGGAUGUUAAUAUGUGAAGAUACGAAACAAAUGAAUGGACCAUCUUUAGUACAAGAUCAUCAAAUCUGCCUAAAUCCCAGAGAGCGUACAAUUUAUGUGUUCGGAGGAAAAUUAGUCAAUAAAAUUUUGUGUUCACUUUGGCCCUCUUUGGUUUGGUCUGAUGAGGGCGCCAACGAUUCAUUUUCAGGAUUUUAUUCGUAUCAUAUAAACACAAAUACAUGGAAUUUAUUAUGUUUAGACAUUAAUCAUAUUAAUGCAGCAAAUCCUGAAAUAAAUUCUAUUAAAGCGAGAGUAUCGCACAGCAUGCUGUUUGAUGAUAAUCGAAAAAAGAUUUAUAUGAUAUGUGGGCACCGUGCAAAGGAAUCAUUUAAUGAUAUCGUCCAAUUUGAUAUAGAGACCAAUUUAUUUGCCAAUACACCGACAUCAUCACAUGUUGCAUCUUCAUCAACAGCCUCAUUAGACUCGGCAAUGAAUUGCGAAAAGCCUUCUGGCUCGUGCUUCUCGACAAUAGAUUUAAACAAGGGCGAAAUCUAUAUCCUCAUAAAGGAUAAUUUAUGGAUGUAUUCAUUGGCAACAAACGAAUAUUCUACGAUACACAAAAGCCAUCAACAUUCAUCCACAAACAAUAAUAAUGGAUCACAACAAAGUUGUAAAGAUUCGUCCGAAAAUUAUUCACGUGCCGGCGAUGUAAAUUAUUUCGUCCAUACCAACGAUUCUCUUUAUGUGCUCAAGUCAGAUUCAGAAUAUAUAAUUCAAUUACGGAAGCCAUCACGUGAUAGUAUCUUAAACUAUUGUAAGUACUUGAUAAGGAGGCAGCAGUAUGAAGAAAUAGCACGAGAGAAUCCCAUAAGUGCACUUUCAUUUCUACGUAAUGAUUUGUCCGAAACAAUUGAUAAGAAUGAUAUAAAUCAAGUAAAUGACUUUCAUAAACUUGCCUCGCUACUCUUCUGCAAUAAAUCUUUAACGAAUUAUUCGGAUGGAGAUUCGGAUGGACAGCAAGGUGAAUCGAGCAGUGGACAAAGUAAAAUGAGAAAUCAACGAUCAAUUUUAUUUAAUAAGCUCACUUCAUUGCUUCCCAAAGCAAAAUGCCAACCGCAACAAGCUUUACUCAAUUUUAUAAACGUGUAAGGACGUCACAAACUGUCAACACGAAGUUGCCAAAGCGCAUUUUUACUACAAAUCAAUAUUUAAACAACUUUUUUUGGAGACAUAGAAGUUUACACGCAACGAAUUUUAUCAUCAACAACUAACGUUUUUUGCAUCAAUUUUUGUCAACGUCAGAGAUUAAGGAAUGAUUUUUGAAUGCAUCGAAACAGUACAAAUAGACAUGAUUUGCAUGACAACAAUGUAGCUAUUAUUACUCAAUAACAUAAAUUUUGAUAAUUUGUUACGUCUUUUAAUGUAAAAUUUGGAAAUUUGUAUGUGAAUAAAUUGAAAUUCUAGUUCCUUAGUGGCUUUUUAAAAUUAUGGAAAAUAUCAUUUUGAAAAUUUAGAGAUUAG
Messenger RNA from Chironomus riparius, 2848 nucleotides. The record is from the annotation of a GenBank genome assembly. NCBI's taxonomy places the organism in Eukaryota, Metazoa, Arthropoda, Insecta, Diptera, Chironomidae.